This is a messenger RNA of Cinara cedri, 7674 nucleotides long. The record is from the annotation of a GenBank genome assembly. NCBI's taxonomy places the organism in Eukaryota, Metazoa, Arthropoda, Insecta, Hemiptera, Aphididae.
AUGGGCGAUUUACAGGUGAUGGAGCUGACGGACGUGGUGAUAUCAUCGCGGAGACCGUCUGAGGACUCGAAUUCCGACGGACAACAGUCCCAGCAACAUCAGAGUGGUAGCAUGCACUUACAUCCUGGUUACAGGCAACCAAGAUCGCGGUCGCCGAGCAUUCGGUAAGCAUUGGGGUGCACGUAGAAGCCUGUUCGGUCGAUUUUUUUUUUAUUAGGCACGCGUGAGCCUGUUGAGAUUAAGUAAAAAAAACGGUUAGCAGCAGAGCUAAACGAACUGAUGAUCUCACCAAGUUUAAGACUCAACCAGUCUUGGUCUUGUUGAAAUAAAACAUCAGGGCCCAGUGUACUUACAUACAAUGUCGGGCUGGCACACCAAAGGCCUCUGGAGCAUUUUGCUCCGUAGAUGAAAAAUCAAAAAUGUUAUGCGUAUCAAUGGGUUAUUAGACCAGAAAUUGGUGUUAUUUAUCGAUAAUAUUUCUAAAAAUAACAAUACAUUUUUUGGUUACAUAAAUUAUAUAAACUAUAUUGAAAAAGUGAUUUUCUUUUGAAUUUCAGUUUUCAGACUUUUGUACAUAAACUUAUUCACUCACUCAAUUAUUAAUAACAAAUUGAUUAAAUUUUACUUUUAUUAUUUUUCUGAACUUAUCGAUAAAUUAGUGAACUGAAGUCUAAUAAAUAUUAUGUAUACAUCUUAAUUUCUGAACAAACUAUAAUCAGUAGUUAAAGAACGUUAUAUUCUACAAAUCUUGAAACCUGGAGUGACCUUAGGCACAAACGAUGAGUUUAGAAGUACCUACGUUAGAAAUUGGUUAUUACUAAAUGUGAAUUUGCGGGUAGAAAUGCAUUGGGGAUUUCAAAAAAUAUUUCAAGCAAUUACUAAAGUACGAAAAUUCCGCUUCUUUUAAGAUACCAAGUGAAACGUAAUAUACUGAGCUAUUCUUUAGCGGCUGUUAUAAUUUCCUCAGCUAUGACCAGAAUCCGGGGAAAAAAUCACAAGAAAUUGGACUCCGACGCAUUAAGUCGGACAAUUGCCGAAAUCGGCGUAGUUAACUCUGUGUAUUUUAAUAUUAUGAUGAAGUCGAUCAUCGCUCGAGUCUAAUUUCGGGAUGACCCAAUCUUUCAGGUAAACAAUAUUUCGGGUCGAUACUCUGCAAGUCGUAUGGAUCGAUUUCGUGAAUUCAAUAAAUAUUGUUAAAUUACAAGCAUCAAAUAUAAUAUCACGUGGGAAAUCAGUUUUAGAUAAACGUUCAUCGUACUCAAAUACAUUACAAUAUCAUCGUAACAAUCUUUUCUUAUCGUGUGUGCAGGAGAGAGCACCGGUCUCCGUCGCCGAUCAGAAGGUUAUACCAUCAUCCGCAUCAUUACCACCACAGUCAUCAUCCGCACGAAAUCGGAUUCAGCGACACCGUGUCCAAUGUGGUGGAGAUCGUCAAACAAGAGAACCGUCGACACAGAACAGGUAAUUAAUUGCCAUGCCUAACCAAAACGUUAACAUGUAAUAUUACCAAUACAAUAUAUAUAUAUAUACUUAUUCUUACCUAUACAAUUUUUCACACGUAUGCAUAAUAAUAUACACCGUAUUAGAUGAAUGGUUUUAGUACACACACGAUAUAUAAUAUCGUAAAUCGCGGUCCAUAUACGUGUCCCGCACACGGAAAUCAAAUUGUAUUUGAUACCGGUAUAUAGGUAUGUUAAAUCUUCGAAAUCGACGUGUCUCAUAUCCGAAAUUUUAUCCGAUCGAAUCUAUGAAGUUUACACAUAGGCGUCACUAAGGGAUACUGAGGGAUACUUUGCUAUCCCGUAAUAUGUUUGGUGAUAGCAAGGUCGUCGUAUUAAUAUUCUAAUGCUUUAAAAAUGUAUUUAAUCUAAUAUAAUAUUCGAUAUUUAUUAUACAUGUCUAACGAAAAUGAUUAAAGUAAUAACGUAGAGAGUAAUCAGUGAAAAUAUCAUGGGAAAAACAAUUUUCGACUAUUGACGUUAUACGAUUAAUAAUAAUAUAUUCUGUGACAGUAUCAUAACGUUAAUUAUAUUUUGUUCAUAUGCGAAUUGUUUAUGUAUACAACCUACCUAAAAAUAUUUUUUCUAGAAAAACAAGUUUAUGAAAUUAUUAUAUUUGAAAAAAAUACUAACUUAAAGAAAUAAGUGGCCAAUUUACAAACAAUUAGAUCGGUUUUUGUUAACUAUAGUUACGGUUUAGAUUAUUUUAAAGAAGAAUGAAAGAAACCAACAUCAGUAUUCGGUAUAAAAGAAUACUUAAAACCAGUAUUCGUCCUCAGACGUAGUUUUUUAGGUUUUAAAAUUAAAAUUUCAAUUUAAAUAUUGAAAAUAUUGUAGUAGCGUGAAAUUAGCUAUAUUUGAACAUAAAGUGUUAAAAUAAUAGGUUUACAUAUACUAGAAACGAGGGACACAUUUAUUUUCGUUUUUAAAGUGAAGUUGUGAAGUUGUUUUCAUUUAACUUUCAAAAAAAUAAACAGAAUGCAAAUUUUUGUUUGAUAUUUUUUUCUACGUUCCAAAAAUUUUGAAUCUAGUGACGCCCAUGAGUUUACAUUAUGCGUACUUUACGUUUACAUGCACCGAGUAUAAUAUAACAUGUUAUGGUAUUAAUUCAAGAGAUGAGAUUAACGUGACAUUACAAUGAAAAUUCAAAUUUAUUUUUUUUUUCAAAUGAACAAACCCCGAACAUAAAGAGGGUCAAUAUAUAUAGUCGUAAUUGGUAAGCAUAUUAAAUUAUAAAGGAGAACAUUCACUAAAACGCCAAGCCGAAUUAGUCUAAAUACUAUAGAUUUAUUAACAUAAUAUAAUAUGUAUAACCAUUGGCGCAAAUAGGGGGCUCGGGGAGUUAUCCCCCUCUCAAACUCGGACAACACGCUCCCAAAUCAAGUCUUCAUCAAAUAUAUUAUAUAAUAAUAGAAUGGUCGUCCCUUAAAAAUAUCCCCAUUGAAAUUAUCUAUUAUUCAAAAUAUCCCCAUUUAAAUUAUGGCACGUACAUUGUAAACUCCCAUAGGUGUUUGGAAAUACAACAAAAGUUUCCAAGUGUUUUUUCAGUUUACGGAAAAUAGAGGAAAAUACAAAGUAACGGAUUUCAGGCGAAAUAUGGUCAAGAUUCCGAAUUUGUGUUACAACAGUACGACUGCUUCGUAUUAGGAAUGUUACGGGAUAUUUUGAAGGGAUUAUUUUCACUGCGGGAUAUUUUGAUGGUGCAUCACCGUGUACUUUUUAUUGUGUAUAUAAUCUUGAAAAAUCUUAAAGAUAUCUUUAAUUUAUCGACGCUCUGGCAGAAUUAUUGGUGCACCCCUUCGGACAAUAAUUGGGCUAUUUGCGCUUAUGGGUACAUUAUCAUAAUGUUUAUGUCCGACGAUAGAAAUAAUAUAAUACAAUGUAAUGAUUAUGUUAUGAUGAUGAUGAGAUUCGAUCGUAAACCAUCGGUGGUUUUUUUGUUUUUUUUUUUUUUCGUUAGGUCGAGAUACUCGAAGUCAAACAUAACGGAAAACGGUACAAUAUAUUAUUGCACGUAAUUUUUUAUUUUCACUUUAUAUAUUAUAUAAUUGCGAAUAUAUAUAUAUAUAUAUUAUAUAUAUAAAUACACAUACAUACAUACAUAAUAUAUAGGUAGAUAAUAUACGAUUAUUGUUGUACUUACUUACUUGAAAUUUCGAGUAUAUAUAAAUAUUAUUUUUUUUUUUUUACAUAUUAUUCAGUUGAUUUUUUAUUAUUAUUUGUUUUUUUUUUUUUUUGAACGACAUUUCUAUAAUAUAUUAUAAUUUUUACAACACACACUCACAUCAUUAUAUUAUCAUUAUAAUAAAUAAUAUACACGAACAUGAUAUUAUAAAUACUAUAUUAAAAAAAAAAAAAAAAAAAAAAAAAACUGACAUUUUCAUCUUUUCUUUUUUUUUUUUUCAUUGCGUUCAACUACAAUAUUUUGGUACAUAUUAUUGGUAUACAUUAUACAUAUUAUUACAACACAUCAUGAGUAUGUCAUAUUAUUAUUUCAUUUAACAAUAAUACCCAUACAUUGAAUCAUUUGUUUUUUCAUUUUUUGUUACGUUAUUUUUUUUUUUUUUUUUUUGAAAACAGUAAAAUAGAUUUAAAAAUAUUGUUUUUGUGUACAAUUUAUAUAUUAUUACAAAUAUAUAUAUAUAUAAAAUCAUUAGCAUGAAACGUAUUCUAUACAUAUAGAUACUAUAAUAUACUAUACGAUACGAAAAAUAAUAAUACUGCGCAAAAUAUAUAAUGAAAAAUGUAGUUUCGUUUGGUCCAUUAUAAAUAUGUUUAUUAAAUUGUGUAUAAUAAAGUAAUACAUAAAGUAUUAAAUCAUUCAUAAUAUACUAUGUUUUAUCGUUAUCUAUCGAUUAAAACUACUGGUAAUAAUGUAAUUUUCGAAGAUUUAAUCGUUUGGUUUUUGUGUAAAUCGCAUUUGAAAAGGCGAACAACCGUGACGCGGCGAUAAACUAUCCGUCGUUCUUACACACCAUGCUACACGUAUGCCGUUUUUGUUUAUUCUCCGUCGCACAAACGUACGGCUCGACAAAUUCCGAGUGUAUCAGAACUGAUUUCGUGCCGUCAGGUUUCGUGUCAAUGUGAAUCGAUCGAACGCUUACAAGGGAAUGUUGGUAUUAUGUGUGUUUGUACGUCGGUUUUUUUUUUCGUUUUCGUCACAUUCAUUUUUAAGCGACUUAUGAGUACGUGAUAUACCGCGAAUUAAAAAUGCCUGUAUCUCGCUUAACAAUUAAAAUAUUGCACGUACAAACUACAUAUUAUAACAGCGCAAAAUCGGUUCUACGUUAUUGUUGCCAUUAACUUGUUAAAAAUAAUUUUGGAAAAUUAAUUUAUAUUUAACUUUUUAACUUAAAUAGUUAAUUGAUUUCAUCUUUAACUUCUUUACUGGUUUAAAUUUGCGUAACAUAAACUUAACAGUUUAUUCCCAUAUACGUUCACUAAAGUUGACGUGUUGAACUCGGAAUGAUUUUUUUCAAAAUCCGAAAUUCAAUUUCAAUUAGUUAAUUUAUUUUUUACUAUUUACUGUAAGGUAAAAUUCGUUUACAUGUGAACUUUUACUUACGCUAGUCGAACAUAAAAAUGUAUAAAAUUUCGUUUAUUACUGAAGGAUUCCUUUGUUUAAUAGAAUUAACUCGAUCAAAAAAAUUAUUUUCAUUAACAUACGUUAAUUCUGCUUCGUAGUCGCAGACCCUAACGGAGACGACAAAAUAAUGCACGUGUAGCGAUUUUUUUUUUUUAAAAAAAAAAAAAAAAAUGUACAGUUUUUAUUAUUGUUGUUUUUUGUUUUUUUUUUUUUCCUAAAAUUAUUUUAGACGUGAUUAUCAGCCCGGUUUGCCAUUCAACGGCCAUUUAUUCGAAAACGCUUAUAUACAUAUACAUAUACAUAGCUUGAUUGAAUAUAUUCUAAUACAUAAUAAUAAUACGUAAUAUUAUCUUUUUGUUGUUAUAAUAAAUUAUUGUUUACGAUUGCCAUACCGUGUACAUUUUGCUAUCUUAUAUUUUUUUUUUGGUUUGACCUAGCUAUCAGUCCGCGGGCUGUAGAUAUAAUAAACAACUACACUAUAAUUAUAACAACAUCAUAAUGGGUUUGACGUAUAAUCGUAUGUACGGUUCCGAGUCGCUUGUAAAUAUAUUUUUUUGCCGGGGCUGUAAAAGAAAUUUCGGGUGGUCUGCAGCGAACAUCCGGUAUUUGAAGGGGGUCCAAUUAUUUGAUAGCCGGUAAAGUUUAGAUUCCGUCAAUGCAGUAUGUCCACUAUAAAAUAAAUGGCGAACGAUUGUAUAGAGGAAAUUUUAUAUUAUAUACAGAAAACACUCUCAUUAGGAGGGAGUGACCGGGGAAAAUUCGAUUUGAUUAGGAUCACGGGGUGUUUUAAGUGGGGGGAAGUGAACACGCAGUGGAUGUUCUCUAAAAAAAAUAGUCCUGUUAAAUAAAACCGAUAAGUUCGUAAGACCGUCUGCAGAAUAUUACGUCCUAUGAGUGUUGGGUAAAUGAAUUCAGUCCAGUAGAGUUUCACUACGAUUCGGGGAAUGGUUUUUUUUUUUUUUUUUUUACGAAAUGCAGGCGAUGAAUAUUUUGAUAUUGAUUUCCCUGCGAUACAGGGGACGAAAAAACGACACGAUAGCCACGGAGCUCGGGCGAAAGAGGGGGAAAUAAGGGCGUACACGUUGAACGGCUUGAUAAGUGCAGAUCGCCACCGGAAAACCAUAAUCGCCCGAACGUAGAUAAUUGUAUUGCGUCCACGCUAUCCCGGGGCGUUUUAAAAGUAAAAAAAAAGAAACAGAAAUCUGCAAUUUUUGACGUGGAACCGGAAUAAAAAUAAGCGCACUAUCGCAUUUUGCAAUAACUCGAUUUUAUUUCGAUUGCACAGUGAAAUAUUAUCGUUGGCGGGCCGUCCCCCUCCCCUCCCCCCCAAUGGCGAACAUCGCUCGUUCAAGUGUUUGUAUUUAUAAAUAUACGCACCAAACACGCGUGGUAUAGGUACGGUACGCGCGCGGUCGAUGCUCGAACCGCACAUUUAUCCGUAGCGACGAUUUGCCAAUUCGGUGAAAAUGUUUAGAAAUCAUAGAAAACGAUAGUCUCGCGGCAAAUCGCCGAUUUCGCAUAAAUCAAAUACUAUUUAUUUUGUGUGUGUGUGUGCGUUAUUAAUAAUUCUGGGAAAAAUGUUAAUAACGAUUAAACGUUCGCGUGCCUGCGUGCGCGUGUUCGGUUUUUCCGCCCACAGGUUCUUGGUCCGCGUCGACGAGCCCGGUGCGGUCGCCCAGCCCGGACCGGUCGGAGAACGGCCGCACGUACUACGGCACCACCAGCCUGGACCAGCGUUCGCGUUCGCCGUCGCCGGUGUCGACGGGCGGCAACAGCCGACGCCAACAGCAGCACCGUCUCGGCCAGCCGCACCAUCUGCAACACCGGCAACAGCUGCUCCAUCACGGGGGCACGGCGGUCGACGGCGGAGGAACGUCGACGUUGUCGUCGGCCACCACCGGGCCCGCGAUACCGCCAAGACAACCGUUACCGUCGCAGCAAACGGCGGCGGCGUCCGCAGCCCAGUCGGCGUCCGCGACCGCGUCGCACCAGCCGCACCAGUACCAGCACCAGUUGCACGCGACGUCCGUGUCGGCGAUGAUGACGGGCGUGGCGGCGGCGUCCGCGGCGGCCGCGAACCUGACGAUGCCCCCGCCGUCUAUGCUGGUCAACAGCAGCUACCCCGUGCUGGCCGUGAUCGGGUGCAACCGACGCCGGUUACCGCCCACGCCGAACAAACCGUCGUCGCUGCAGCUCCGGCCGCCGCAUUCGGCGUCGAUAAACUUCCCGAAGCUGAACUCGUCGCCGACGCGCGGCUCGCCCGCGGCUCUGCCCAAGCCGCCCGUGCCGGCGUCGGCCACGGCCGCGGCCGUGGCACGGCAAAGCAUGGCCAUGACGGCGAUGCCGCCGCUGAGUUUCGAACAGGCCAUGUCGAUCGGCCGCAGCGGCCGGUUACUGCCGUCGCCGGUGCGCAACGGUUACGCGGCCUCGUCGUCCAAACAGCAGUUGCAGCCGUCGUCGGUGGCCGCCGCCCGGCGGCAGAAGAUCAACGGCAGCGGCGGCGGCGGGGUCGGCGGCACCGGUGUCGGCGGCGGCGGCGGCCGGGUCAGCAGCCGGCACAGCGACUCGGACGAGGACGACUGGUGCUAA